GUUUAUGACAGUUCCAAAAUUUUUUAGGUGUUUCUGAAGAUUGAAUUACAAAAAAUAAUAAUUUGAAAAGCUAAAUUAUAAUUGUUUUAAUAUCUGUGUAAAAUGUCUCAUCAAACAGGGAUUCGAGCUAAUGAUGAAUUAAAAAAGUUCUUUGCCAAGUGCAAGGAAGGUAUGGUCAGAUUGGUAAAAGUAUCUAUUAAGGAUGAGCAAUUGAUUCUAGAUGCAAGCAAAAGUGUUAAACAUAAUUGGGAAAAAGACUUUGAUACAAACAUACAACCAUUACUUGAAGAAAAUCAGCCUUGUUACAUCAUAUAUAGGCUAGAUAGUAAAGAUUCCUUAGGACAUGAAUGGCUAUUGAUCAGUUGGUCACCAGAUACAGCACCAGUAAGACAGAAAAUGCUGUACGCCUCAACAAAAGCCACCCUCAAACAGGAGUUUGGAACUGCACAGAUAAAAGAAGAAAUACAUGGAACUAUCAGUAGCGACAUCACUCUAAAUGGAUAUAUAAAGCACAAAAAAUCUGUUGCUGCCCCUGCACCCUUAUCCAUGAGGGAAGAAGAAUUGCAGGAAAUAAGAAAAACUGAAGUUCACACUGAUAUUAAUAUUGAUACAAAGCAACAGACUGUUGGAGGUGUAGCUUUUCCAAUAACUGAGACUGCAAAACAAGCUCUGAUUGAUAUGGCUAGUGGAUCAUAUGAUUACUUGCAAUUUAGAAUAGAUAUUGAAGAAGAAACUAUUCAUCUAGUAUCUGCAGAAAAUAUAUCAUUAGCAAAAUUACCAUCCAAAGUUCCAAAAGAUAGUGGAAGGUAUCAUUUAUAUAUAUUUAAACAUACACAUGAAGGAGACUACACAGAAAGUAUGGUUUUUAUUUACUCAAUGCCAGGAUAUAAUUGCCCUAUUAAGGAAAGGAUGUUGUAUUCCAGUUGUAAAAACCCACUAACAGAUACCAUAUCAAAUCUAGGAAUUGAAAUUGCCAAAAAGGUGGAAAUAGAUUCUGGAGAUGAACUCACUGAAAAAUUCUUGUAUGAAGAACUCCAUCCAACAAAUAGCCUACACAGACCUCAGUUCGCUAGGCCUAAAGGACCUCCAAACCGCGGCCCAAAGCGCAUGACCAGGAACAACAAUGAAUGAUACGGAUGAGCGCCUGAUUUAAAGUGUUUAUUUUAUGUUUUGUUCCUUUACAAGUCACAUUGCGUCAAAUUUUUUGCUCAAUGAUUUAUCAGGCAAGAGAAUAAAUAAAAAGGCUGUUUUCUAUGAUUAUUUGAUAAUGUUUGGAAGUAAGUUACUGUAUUUUAUUAUAUAAUUUAUUGAAAGUGAAUAUAAAAUUAGUUAUCUUGGAAUUUUUAGAAUAUAUUUAAAAAAUAUGUAGUUACAAUUUAUUUCUUGUUGAUUGAUAACACAGAAAAUUCUAGUUUUGUAUCAAAUUUCUUAAACUUUUGAUGUUUAUUAUAUAUUUGAUAUU
Molecule: messenger RNA, 1462 nt
Organism: Diabrotica balteata
Lineage: Eukaryota; Metazoa; Arthropoda; Insecta; Coleoptera; Chrysomelidae
Source: the annotation of a GenBank genome assembly